AUGAGCAUCAAACCGCAGACCAAGAAUUCUCGUCUAUCCCCCGCUUCAGUCAUCAAAACGUGCAACAUGUCUUUCUACGAGUCUUCGAAGAAUAUCUGGCUUGAGGACGGCCACAUCCUCCACGCCGACUGUCAGGACGACGAUGGCAACUGGAACGAAUCCACCAUCGAUCUGAAUGAGUUUAUUGGCAACUCCGACGGCUGGUUCGAAUGGGAUGGCGUGAACUUCUCUGAAUCUGCCCAUGACAUCUUGCUGGACGGCUCCAGGCUAACCGCCGAAAUGGGCAUGGUCGAGGGCGGAAACCGCGAGCGACAGGGCCUCGAGUUGAAUGACCGCAUUGGCAACGAAAACGGGCAGCUGGUGUACAGGAACUAG
Messenger RNA from Metarhizium acridum CQMa 102, 375 nucleotides. NCBI's taxonomy places the organism in Eukaryota, Fungi, Ascomycota, Sordariomycetes, Hypocreales, Clavicipitaceae. The record is from RefSeq and is a predicted model, not a curated record.